Zea mays is the source of this 2077-nucleotide messenger RNA. Its product is annotated as Protein UPSTREAM OF FLC. The record is from RefSeq and is a predicted model, not a curated record. Bases 490 to 1842 code for a protein of 450 amino acids. The transcript has 5 exons. NCBI's taxonomy places the organism in Eukaryota, Viridiplantae, Streptophyta, Magnoliopsida, Poales, Poaceae.
UUAUAAUCCCCAGCCCUCGGUUUCGGUAGAUUCCCAACCCUACGCCAGGCGGAGAGAGAGAGGAGGGGCCUGCAGGCUGCAGCAGCUGGAGGUACCCUCUUCUCCUCCUCCUCCUCUAGUUUAUUCUGCGUGCCACGCCCUCCAAUCCCUCGCCAACAUUUUGAGCCACGCGCGACGCUGCCUCUUGGCUUGGAUCCGCCCGUGAAAUUCAUCCCUGCGUCGGCUCACCCACGCAGCGCCGGCGGCCUCCCUCUUGCGUACGGAGUAGUAAAAUAAGAAUUCCGGUCGCACCUCCGAUCCGGCCGUCUCUCCAUGAGCGGCCGGUUUAAAUAGGCCGGGGACAAAGAUCGGGCGCAGGUGCUGGCUGGCACGCAUCAGGUUUGGCUUUUUUUUGGUGCUAUCUAUCUCCUUGUUCCCUCGGAUUGUCCUUGUCGUUGUCGCCGUCGACGGCACGGCGAUAUCCAAGGGAGGGAGGAAGGGCAGCAUAUCAUGGACUCGCACAAGGGGGCAGUAGUUUGGGGCGGGGGCGAGGUGAGGCGGAUCAACGUGGUCUACUUCCUGAGCCGCGGCGGCCGGUCCGACCACCCGCACCUCUUCCGCGUCAACCACCUCAGCCGCGCCGGCGUCCGCCUCCGCGGUACGUCCGUCUGUCUUCCCCUCCAUCUGCGGAUCCGUCUGCUUCAUUCUGCGAUCGUCGUCGGCUCAUUGUUCUUCCCGUCUGUGCUGGAACCGUUCCGUUCAGAUGUGAAGAGGUGGCUCUCCGACCUGCGCGGCAAGGACAUGCCGGACAAUUACUCCUGGUCCUACAAAAGGAAGUACAAGGCCGGUUACGUGUGGCAGGACCUGAAGGACGACGACCUCGUCACGCCCGUCUCCGACAACGAGUACGUGCUCAAGGGCUGCGACGUCCGAGGAACACCUCCUCCCCGCAGCCAAACGCCGAAAAGAACUUGUUCGUUAGCAGGCGAGAACGAUCAGAACCACCCCGUGGAGGUGGUGCUGACGCCGGACUCCGACGAGAGCUCGCCGAAGCCGCCGCCGCACGCGGACCAGGACUCGCCCGGAGGCUGCGAGUCGGGGCGCCGCAGCACGGUGCCGUUCAAGGUCGAGAAGCCGCAGGGCCUUAAUAACGAGCAAAAGCAGGAGGAGGAGCAAGUGGUGAUCAAGAUCGAGGUGUCGCGGUCACAGAACCACCAGCAGCACAAACACGAGGAGGAGGAGAACAACGACGAAGAAGAAGAGGAAGAAGAAGCGGCGACCAAGAAGGCCGACGACACCAAGGCUGCUGCGGAGGAGCAGCAGCAGCCGCAGGGAGCGGGGGGCGUCAGGAGCAGCCACGCGCACGCGGUGGGGAAGCAGGCGCGGAGGAUGCGCGUGGCGCGGGCGCUCCACAACAUGCUGACGUGCGCGCGCGCUGACGCCGUCGACGACGCCGCGCUCCGCCCCCUGGCGCGGCGGCAGGCCGGUGGCGGCGACGGCUGUCCACCGCCGCCCACGCCGACGUGCCCCGGCAUGGAAGGCUGCGGCCUAGGCGUGAGCCGGAAGAAGACGUCGAGGCCGCGGAGGGGCGGCGGCGGCAAGGACAAGCAGCGCAAGCGAGACGGGGAGAAGAAGCACGACGCGCACAGGCCGGCCACCCUGCCGCGUUGCUCGCAGUGCGGGAAGGAGUUCAAGCCGCAGGAGCUGCACUCGCACAUGCAGUCGUGCCGGGGCUUCAAGGAACGGAUGAGGAGGAGCACCAGCGCGGACAGGAGGCGCAACUGGACCGCCGCCGGCCGCUACCCCGCGGAGUCGGAGCGGCCGUCCUCAGCCUCCGCCGUGUUCCUGCUCACGGAAUCCUGACGGGAUCGUCGACUGCUUGCUCUAGCCUCUAGCCCAUAUAAAAAUAUGAAUUAAUUAAACACACUAAUGUCGCGGGAUCGGAUGUACAUCGUGCGUGAUGAUCAAAAGCAACGUUGGGAUCGUUUUGCCUAUAGUCGGGCAAUCAUGCCGGAAUAUGUACGUACCUGCGCCUGUCUCGAUAUUUUGCUUUGCUUCAUCUGUGAAUAAUAGAUGGGUUGCUGUGUUGGAUCGAUUC